AUGAAGUUCAUCUUCUUCAGCCUUUCUCUGCUCCUCCUUCUGGAGAAGAAAGCAGCCGGGAUAGAACUCUAUGGUGGACCAAAAGGACACUUCCUAGUCAAAACAUCCCCACUCAUGUUUAUUGGAAAAAGCCAGUUCCUCUAUGGGCACAAAGAAGAACAGGAAGAGGCACCUGAAGAAAGCAUCUUUGUGCAAACUAAGCACCAUGCCUAUGGCCAGGAUGCCGAUGCGGACAUGGGAGAGGCUCUCAGUUCACAGGAACUGACAAGUUUAAAGGAAGACAUAGUUUGUGAUGAAGAAGAUGAGCUUGCCCAACAAAAAUCCCAGCUGCAAUCCCAGUCACAAACAAAAUCCCAAACCCAAGUAAAAUCCUAUGCAGCCCAACUGAAGCCCCAACCUGGCCAGCUGAAGACCGCAGGGCAGGCGAAGUCACAAACCAUGCUGAAAUCCCACAGAGCCCCUCUGAAGUCCUACAAAGCACACCUUCAUCCCCGAGAAGGCGUUCCUCAGCAAACCAAGGGCAGAGGCUAUGGCCUGGGGGAAGACCUGGUCCAAGUGCGUCAACAGCCAGCAAAGGUUCACAGGCUCAAAAGACAGCACAGCCGGUCCAGGGAAACAGCAGCAUUCUUCCCACAGUUCAGACACCGCUCUCGACCCUAUCCUAGGUACUCUGUGCAAUUUCAAGAGCAGCUACAGGGCAGUGUUCAUCACACAAAAUCUUUCUACCCAGGUCCCGGGAUGUGCUACUGUCCAAGAGGAGGGCUAAUUCUAUACCAAGAUGCCUUCACUGGAUAG
Molecule: messenger RNA, 795 nt
Organism: Mus pahari (shrew mouse)
Lineage: Eukaryota; Metazoa; Chordata; Mammalia; Rodentia; Muridae
Product: seminal vesicle secretory protein 3A-like
Exons: 2
Coding region: 1-795 (264 amino acids)
Biological process (GO): sperm capacitation
Cellular component (GO): extracellular exosome
Source: RefSeq, a predicted model, not a curated record